Penicillium antarcticum is the source of this 2189-nucleotide messenger RNA. Its product is annotated as 60S ribosomal eL15 domain-containing protein. Gene Ontology annotation, biological process: cytoplasmic translation. The coding region runs from base 1 to 1980 and encodes 659 amino acids. Gene Ontology annotation, cellular component: cytosolic large ribosomal subunit; ribosome. The transcript has 8 exons. Gene Ontology annotation, molecular function: structural constituent of ribosome; RNA binding. The record is from RefSeq and is a predicted model, not a curated record. Lineage: Eukaryota; Fungi; Ascomycota; Eurotiomycetes; Eurotiales; Aspergillaceae.
AUGUCGACAGUAGGCAUGUCUCGAAAUACCCAAGAUCAAACGGCGGGGAAAGUGGCCUCGCUCUAUGCAGGCCCUGGUCACGCUUCGAAUUCAACUUCCAAUGUUAGUGACUAUGUCAGCUAUCGAUUCGUUCUAAACCACAAAGUCCAAACGAUAUCAAGUAACGGUAUUCCCGACAGUGGAUCAGUCGCAGGUCUCUUGUUUGUACCGACUCUAGGGCCUGAAGAUCCAUGCAACAAUAUUACUGCUUCGUCUGUGCCAUCAAAUGUGACCCGUUAUGAGGAUGUGUCGGAAUUUGGAUACUCUCUCAUUGGUCUGGCUCCUUGGGUUACCGCCGAAUGCUCUUCGUCAUAUCUAGAUGCCGCACGGAAAGCUGGAUCACAUGGCCUGAUCUUCUUCCAACCAUCACUCAACGAGACCGAGCUACCGCCUUCAUCAGAUGAUCCCAAAUGGACAAUCAAUGAUGGUGAUGAAUGGAGGAUGGAAAACGAUUAUCCAGUCUAUGCCAUUCCUGGUGCAGCUGGAGCGACAUUGAUACGUGACCUCUCCCACUUUUCGGACAGCGCAAAUAUCACCGCUAAGAGCAACUCCAGCGAGGGAUUUGCAGUGCAACCCAAAAGUGAUCGAUUGUUUGCUAGAGUCGAUAUCGACACAGACUCCUCUGGAGAAAUGCCAAGUCUCUGGGCUUUCAUACUUGCAAUUGCGGGAACAGUCCUGAUACUUAGUCUGCUGCUGGUCAUUAUUUAUCGUCUUGUUUUACGGAAGAGGAGAGAUAUUCUAUUGCAGCGUAUCAACGAUGGCCAAAUCGACAUCGAAGCUUUGACAAUGACACCAUUGAAGGCUCCUCGAGAAGUGGUUGACAAAAUGCCACUCUACACCUACCUCGAGAUUAAUCCAGAAGAAGAAACGACAAUUACUCGACCGACUACACCGGACGACGAUGCUACACUCAAUUCUGGUUAUAACACUGCCCCGUCAUCUCCCAAUCAACAUCAGCAUCUGGACGAUGCCUCACCCAAGAAACCGGAGCCAGCAUACAUCAAACCGGCAGAAGGAGAGAAAGAGGAGUCACAAAAAGCCAAGUACAGACUGAGCCACACUCAGACUACUUGUGCUAUCUGCAUCGACGACUUUGUCGCUGGAUCGUCGUUGGUCCGUGAACUGCCGUGCGGUCAUAUAUUUGAUUCAGGAUGCAUUGAUCCAUUCCUUAUUGAGAACAGCUGCUUGUGCCCUCUGUGCAAGAAGAGCGUUCUACCGCCGGGAACUUGCCAUGUUGCUGUGACCAACGAAAUGGUUCAACGAGAGCAUCUUUCGAGGCGUCGUUUUCUUCCUCGAACUUUUCGCGACAACGACAACCGACGACCUCGUAUGGGUGCCCUCAAGUACGUGGAAGAAAUCCAAAAGAAGAAGCAGUCCGAUGUGAUUCGCUUCCUGCUGCGCGUCCGAUGCUGGGAGCUCCGCCAGCUGAACGCCAUCCACCGUGCCUCGCGCCCCUCCCGCCCCGACAAGGCCCGUCGUCUCGGUUACAAGGCCAAGCAGGGUUACGUUAUCUACCGUGCCCGCGUCCGCCGCGGUGGCCGCAAGCGCCCCGUCCCCAAGGGUGCCACUUACGGCAAGCCCACCAACCACGGAGUCAACCAGCUCAAGUACCAGCGUGCUCUCAAGUCCACCGCUGAGGAGCGUGUUGGCCGUCGCGCUGCUAACUUGCGUGUCCUGAACUCCUACUGGAUCAACCAGGACUCGACCUACAAGUACUUCGAGGUUAUCUGUGUCGACCCCCAGCACAAGGCCAUCCGUCGUGAUGCCCGCAUCAACUGGAUCUGCGCCCCCGUUCACAAGCACCGCGAGUCCCGUGGUCUCACCGCCACCGGCAAGAAGUCCCGUGGUAUCAACAAGGGCCACCGCUACAACAACACCAAGGCUGGUCGCCGCCACACCUGGAAGCGCCAGAACACCCAGAGCUACUGGCGUUACCGUUAAGUGCGAUAGUGCACUUCUGCAGCGAUUUGGGUUGGAAAAUGUUGGUCACAGCAUGUGGUUUUUUAUCCGAACACUUCUUUCCCAGACAGUGUCACCCACGCUGGGCUCAACUUUAAUGCAGACCUUCCGGAUCUGUUGUUAGCCAAAAAGCCAUCUUGUUAAAUGUUCAAAUUCCCCUAUUAACGAAGUAUGACUGGUUCAACUCCGUG